Messenger RNA from Girardinichthys multiradiatus, 988 nucleotides. RefSeq names its product kallikrein-7-like. Gene Ontology annotation, molecular function: serine-type endopeptidase activity. The record is from RefSeq and is a predicted model, not a curated record. Lineage: Eukaryota; Metazoa; Chordata; Actinopteri; Cyprinodontiformes; Goodeidae. Gene Ontology annotation, biological process: proteolysis. The coding region runs from base 161 to 943 and encodes 260 amino acids. The transcript is spliced from 7 exons.
UUUGAGGUGCUACAGGAUACGUUUUAUCCCAACCAGCACAAACCUUUUCCAAAUUUUCCCAGGACAUCACUUGCAACAAACAGGUCCAACAGGAAGAUGUGAACAGAGUUUAAAAGGUGCUGCAGGACUGCAGACAUUCACAGGAAGCUGGACCACAACAAUGGCUCUGCUGAACCUUCUUCUCUUUCUGCUGUGGCUUGGUGUUCCAGUGAGCUCAAUGUCUCUGCAGAAAAGAGUCGUAAAUGGUCAUAAAUGUAAUGACAAAGAGCGUCAGUAUCAUGUGAGGAUUGACGGAAGUAAUUCAACACAUGAGUUUUUUUGUGGAGGAUCUCUGAUCUCUGAUGAGUGGAUUCUGACUGCAGCUCACUGCUGGGAGCCUGGAUGGUUUAUAACAGCAACUUUAGGAAUUCAUCCUAAAAGUGCUAAAAAGGAGACUCGUGUAAUCACUCAUCAUGAGAUCUAUAAAGACAACCUUGGUAAGGAUCAUGACAUCAUGCUCCUGAAGCUGCCGAAGAAAACAAAAAUCCAGCCUAUACAGCUGACUGACUGCCAAACAAGUCUCCCAGUAGGCACCACAGUUCAGAUUGCAGGUUUUGGAGCAGGAAUAGCAGGCCUUAAAAAUAAACGAAUAAAAGAUACUCCAUCUGAUCUUCUGUGUGGAGACAUGACGAUUAAAGAUCCUAAGAAGUUGAAAGCUGCUUUUUUGAAGACAGGUCGUAACAAUGACUACUUACACCAGUCCUGGAACUGUGCUGUAAGCUCUACGACGGACACAUCUCCGGGCGACUCUGGUGGAGGAUGGGUCUACAAUGACCAGCUUUAUGGUGUUCAUGCUUUCACUGGAAAUGCAGACUAUGCAUGCAGUCAACCAGCUGGUUUCAUGGACGUCUGUUCGUACAAGCCGUGGAUAGAAAACAAAAUGAAGUGUCUAGGGUGUGGUUAAUUUGAUAUUUCUCCAUCAUCAUUAAAUUACUGCAUUUACCUUUAA